AUGUUCCUACAAAGGAAUAAUUUUUCUGGUCUCAUUCCUAAUGAACUUGGGAAUUUGAAGUCUCUCACUGAUCUUGUAGUAAGUAACAAUCAACUUAGUGGUUCUAUUCCUUUAUCUCUAGCAAACCUGAGUAACCUACAGCUUCUGUACCUAGAUGUGAAUAAAUUAUCUGGUCCCAUUCCUACUGGACUUGGGAAUUUGAAGUCUCUCACUGAUCUUGACAUUAGCAACAAUAAACUCAGAGGUAGCAUACCACCAGAGUUUGCAAAUUCAACGCGAUUACGAAGGCUUGAUCUUUCUUCCAAUCAUUUGGUAGGUGAAAUCCCUAAGAAAUUUGGGAAGAUGAAAAGUAUGCUGAGUUUGUACUUGUCUAAUAACCAACUUUCAGGCAAUAUACCUCUGGAGCUUGGAUCAUUCCAUGAACUCCUUGUACUAGAUCUAUCCACAAACAGAUUGAAUGGGUCGAUACCCAGAAGUAUUGGUCAAUGGGCACAAAUCAAUUACCUGAAUCUUAGUAAUAACAAGCUCAGUGGAAAAAUCCCAUCCGAGAUUGGUAAAUUAGUUAAUCUUGAGAAACUUGAUUUAUCUCAGAAUUUAUUCACACAAGAGAUACCAUCUGAAGUUCAAACUUUGCAAACAUUGCAAAAAUUGAAUCUUUCCCACAAUAUGCUAUCUGGUUCUAUUCCUAAUGCUUUUACAAAUUUGCAUGGUGGAAUUGAUAUUGACCUGUCUUACAAUGAGCUCACAGGUCCGGUUCCACUGAGCCCCAACUUGUUGAAUGCGUCCGUACAAGGUAAUCCAGGUUUGUGUGGAAAUGUUACGGGAGUGAAACUUUGUACAAGUCAAAUUAUGAAGAAGAAAAACGAUCCCUUUCGUCAGAAGCUCAUCCUUGUAAUUAUGCUCCCCCUUAUAGGGGUAGUUUUACUUGGUUUAUUAACGUAUGGUCUCAUUGCUUAUCGACAACAAAGGAAAAAGUCUCCACAUAAACCAUUGGAAGAAGAAAGUGGUGAUUAUUUCCACAUUACAAGUUUUGAUGGUAAAGUAGUGUAUGAUGAUAUCUUGAAGGCAACAAAUGGUUUCAAUGAAGCCUACUGUAUAGGGACAGGAGGAUACGGUAUUGUUUACAAGGCUAAGCUACAACCUGACAAUGUGGUUGCUGUCAAGAAACUUCAUUCAUCAUCCGACGAUGUUGAUCAUAGUGGUUUCCUUAAUGAGGUACGGGCAUUAACGAACAUAAGGCAUCGAAACAUAGUGAAACUCUAUGGAUAUUGCUCCCAUGCCCACAACUCAAUUUUGAUUUAUGAAUACCUUGAAAAUGGCAGCCUUGGAUCAAUUUUAAAAAACGAUGUAUUAGCAAAAGAAUUGGAUUGGUUAACAAGGGUCAAUAUUGUAAAGGGCGUUGCUAAUGGUUUGGCAUAUAUGCAUCACGAUUGUUCACCGCCUAUAGUGCAUAGAGACAUUUCCAUAUCCAACAUCCUUCUCGAUUCUGAUUAUGAGGCACGAAUUUCUGAUUUUGGCACAUCCAAGCUUUUAAAGCUAGACUCAUCAAACUGGACUGCAGUAGCAGGAACCUAUGGUUAUAUCGCUCCAGAGCUUGCUUAUACGAUGGUCGCAAAUGAGAAAUGUGAUGUGUAUAGCUUUGGAGUUGUUGCACUAGAAGUGGUCAUGGGAAAGCAUCCUGGAGAACUCAUAACAUCUUUACCAACAUUAUCAGAUGAUCAUCAUCUGGUGUUAGCAAAUGUGGGAGACAGUCGGAUACCGCCUCCCUCAUCCCAAGUUGAGAAAGAAGUUAUGUCAGUAUUGAGAGUCUCAAGAGCAUGUUUGAACUACAAUCCACUUGAAAGGCCAACGAUGCACCAAGUUUCAAAUCUGUUGAUGAAGGCCUAAUAUAGUGUACUUUCAAUGUUCUUUAUUUUUCAGUAGUUUCCUAUGAUGCACCCUAUGAUAUUUAUGCAACUAGAUGCCUUCUUGUUAAGAUACUACAGAUAUGUUUUCUUA
This is a messenger RNA of Lactuca virosa, 1998 nucleotides long. The record is from the annotation of a GenBank genome assembly. Lineage: Eukaryota; Viridiplantae; Streptophyta; Magnoliopsida; Asterales; Asteraceae.